This is a messenger RNA of Parastagonospora nodorum SN15, 1437 nucleotides long. RefSeq lists its product as hypothetical. Bases 1 to 1437 code for a protein of 478 amino acids. The transcript has 3 exons. The record is from RefSeq and is a predicted model, not a curated record. Lineage: Eukaryota; Fungi; Ascomycota; Dothideomycetes; Pleosporales; Phaeosphaeriaceae.
AUGCGUGACGGCGUACCAGCCACUUCCGUCAAGGGUCCAGGCUUGCGUAACAACAAUGACUCCGCGACCUCGACUUCUUUGAUGCUCGAGCGCUCAAAGACGGCCCACUUUAACAAAGCCGGCCCACUGCACAUGAACGCUUAUCCUUUCGUACCUGCAUCUACCAAACCAAUCGACGCACCACUCUCCACGAACCUGCGUUCCUCUGCGAACCACAACAACAUGGCGUUCCUCCGCGACGUUUCCGACCGCUUUUGGAACUAUGUGAGCCCGCGCAAAACACAACAACGGCGAGACAAGGAGUUCAAGGUCCCCGCUGUUCCAAUCAGACCCACGCCGCUGAAGAAGCAGGUCGCGACACCAGAGUCGCGCGACAUGAGCCCAAAGUCGCGCGUCAAGGUCUGGACCGUACGCACCCCGAGUCCGCAGAGCGAGUUCGACGGCAACAUGGAUAUCGACCAGACGCUGCUGCCGCCGUCGCCCCCUGCCUCGACAAAACAGAUGGACGAUCUCGAGGGCGACACAAUGGUCGCUUCCCCGGGUGCCGAAAACACAAAGGCAGCGUCAUCGGACGAUGAGGUGGAUGCAAAUGAGGAUACGAUACUUGUCGAGGACGGAAACUACAUGGGCCAGUCCAUCGAUGUCGACAAGGAGAGGGAGAGGCGAGAGAACCAAGGCCGUCAGCUCCGAGCUGCUGGCUGGUCUGAGGACGCCGUAUUCCUGUUCCAAAAGCUGGGGAUGCGCGGCUUCGAACCACUGCUGCCAAUCGAGUGGAUCGAUGACCUCGAGACGCUACCAGAGGAUCUCUUCACUGCAAGGGUAGAUAAGGCUUUCUUGCGCCCCGCACACGGCAGUGGCUUCCGUGCCCAACAAGCGCUCAGCAACCUCUUUGAUCUUGGCGGCCGUGUCCGCGAUGCGAAAGUCACCAAGGCGCAGAAGCGCAGACCAGAAUACCACGUCAAGCGCGCCGUGCAAAAAUACACCACCUGGGCUAUCAAAGACGGCGGGGUUGACCAACUCUGGCCUGAACUGCCACUUUUCAAGACAGUCACAUGGCCCAAGAAAGUCCACUCCAGCGUCGGUGAGCGCAUGAUGCUACAGAAACUCGGCGAUCUCUACAACCAAUGGCACCAUGCCCUCGGCAUCGAUCAAGCCGAAGAGCGCGGGGACAUGGUCGUGCCCGAGGUCCCUACUCUCUACGGAGUGACCGCGUCGCACACCGUCAUGGCUUUCGUCAGCUAUGCGCCUCCGACAGAAGAGCAAGAGCAGCCGCAGCUCAGGCUGAUCGCCAUGUUCAACUUCAAGCACGAAGGUUACGACGUCUGGCACGCUCUCGCCAUGGCCAUCUUCGUCACGCACUGCCGCAACCGCAUGAUGCAGCUCAAGGAGAUGAUUCCCGAGCCGGACCUCCUGACAGAGACGGACCCAGACCUAUGA